Molecule: messenger RNA, 525 nt
Organism: Centruroides sculpturatus (bark scorpion)
Lineage: Eukaryota; Metazoa; Arthropoda; Arachnida; Scorpiones; Buthidae
Product: general transcription factor II-I repeat domain-containing protein 2B-like
Exons: 1
Coding region: 1-525 (174 amino acids)
Source: RefSeq, a predicted model, not a curated record
AUGGGAGAGAACAUCUGUGAAGCUGUCUUUGAUUGUUUGAGAGCCAGAGAAAUAAACACCACCCACCUGGUGUCAGUGGCUACUGAUGGGGCACUGAGUAUGACAGGAGUGCAAAAGAACUUUGUGACUUUAUUGCAGAAGUUUCUGGAUGGAAAGCUUCUGACAUUUCACUGCAUCUUGCACCAAGAGACAUUGUGUGCUCAAACAUUUCCUCCAGAAUGCACAGAAUUAAUGAAUUUUGUCAUUCAGAUUGUCAAUAAAAUAAUGGCAAAAAGCUUAAAUUGCCAUCAGUUCCAUUUGUUACUGGACAAGCUGGAAAGCACACAUUUUGAUAUAUUGUUGCAUAAUAAAGUCUGGUGGCUGACCAGAGAGAAGGUGCUGAAAGGCUUUUCUGCAUGUCUGGAAAAGGUGAAAACUUUCUUGGGCAGUAAAGGGUUCACCUUUCCUGCACUGAAACAGCCUGAAUGGCUGGAAAAGCUACAGUUCAUGGUAGAUAUGACAGAACACCUGAACAUGCUGAACUGA